AGUCGGUAGAUUGAUUCGCUUUGUCAAAAGUAUGAGGUAAUAAUAAAUCUAAAAUCUGGUUUCCACCAUCAAAAGUGUUAGGAAAUGAACGGAAAACAAAACUGAUGUGAUGUGAAAAUGUUGACCCACUAAGUCAAAUUACAGUUUUCAAUUAGAUAAUAUACAGUCUUUUUUUAAGAAUCUUCUCUACUUUUCAUCUAUUUUAAAAUGUUUUUGUGGACGGGCUGUCAUCUAUAUAAAAAAAGUUUUCAGACGUUGGACGGAUCUGUUUUGGUGCGUGUAGGUCUAUAUAUUAAGAUAAAAGACAACUUCAGUUUCUUGGUGAUCAACAUUUCAUUAGAUUCAUUCCACGUGCUGCCUUUAUACAUAGUUGAAUGUGUUUUUAGGCUUUGGAAAAUAAGGGGUGAGUUUAGUAACCGAUGAAAAAGAAGUGAUGGAAAUGAACAGAGGCUUCAGAUCUUAACGUCGUCAUUAUUCCCACCGAUUUAUAUGGUUCAACUAUGUUUAGAUUAAGUCCAUGUGCGGUAGAGCAUGCUGAAGCACUGAUAAAGAAAACAUUGCAUAAGAGCGUGAGAGUGACUGUUCGGGACCAGGCGCGCUUUUACGCACUCACUCUCCAGCCCACUCACAUCCAGCGCUUUUUUACGCACCCUGGAUAUUUGACUCCUCUGUCCUCGGCACGAUGUCAAACCCACAUUAUUCUAUAGGAAGAAGCUGUGUGUCAUUCAUUUUGAGCUCGUGAGAGGAUCAGUCCGUUUUCUAGUCUGGAAGGCGACAUGACCAACUCGUUACCGAGUCUGGUUAUUUACUUAGACUUGUAGUGCACCUCUCAUUCCAUUUACUGUGGACCUGCCACACGGGGGUUUACUGUAUAACUUAAGGAUUUACUUGAACGUCGUCGAUAUUUCUAUCAGGGAUAAGACAAAAGGACGUGAUGGGUUUGUCGUUGCUCUGCGCGCUCUGCAUGUGGAUAACUUUAGUCUGUCCUUCGGUGGGAACAGGGUAUAUGUAUCACUUUCCAGGCAUCACAGUGCAGCGGCAGCGCAUCAAAUCGGAACAGAUCGGCAGCACUGGACCGCCAGGUGCCGGGUCCCUUACCCAACUCAGGAACUGGUGUCGGUAUACUGUUUCCAAAACAGUGUCCUGUCAGGUGCACAAUGGGACAGAAACCACGGUGCAGAGGGUGGUUCAGGGCUGCAGAUGGCCUGGACCCUGUUCCAAAGUCGUCAGCUACAGGACACUUAUGAGGCCAUCCUUCAAGGUCACCUACAAGCAAGUCACUGCACUGGAGUGGAGAUGCUGCCCAGGGUUUCUGGGAAAAGAAUGUCGAGAAGAGUGUAUGAACUGUGCCAACUUCACUGACAUGAGCAGCAGAAUAGAUGUGAUUGAAUCAAAGAUCAGGCUGUUGGAGGAGACACGCUCGUCACUGCCAACAGUCAACAGUUUGCCCGAGGGCUCAACGGACAAUGAGGUGGACGCUCCUCAACCCACUCCUAUUGGACCGCCGUCAUACCUGCCACCAGGAGUACCAGGUAGCAUGGGGCCUCCAGGGCCCAUUGGACCUCCAGGACUUCCUGGUUCUGCUGGUCCUCAGGGUUUGGCUGGAGGACCAGGCCUUCCUGGACCCAUCGGACCAAAGGGAGACCGAGGCUCACCUGGAGAAAUGGGUCUACCCGGCCCUCCUGGUCCACCGGGUCCUCUGGUGCCAAGCUCCUCUCCAGUACAAGUGCGGGGUGACAUCUUCCAAGUUGAAAACCGAGAGGAGAUCUCCGCCCACACACCUCCCCCUGCUCCUCAGAUCAUAGUCGGGCCACCCGGUCCAACAGGUCCCUCCGGCCCCUCAGGUCCAAGAGGACCUUCAGGGAUACCAGGCCUGCCAGGACAGGACGGCAAGGAAGGCGUCCAAGGCAAGCCUGGGGAUCCAGGGCCUAAAGGAGGUCCAGGAGAAAGGGGGUUUCCAGGUUUAACAGGCGAGCAGGGCCUACCUGGAGCACCAGGACCAAAAGGAGAGCCAGGAGCAGGCUUGAGUGAAGGAGAGGCCAUGCAGCAGCUCAGAGAGGCCCUGAAGAUCCUGGCCGAGAGGGUCCUGAUCCUGGAGCACAUGAUAGGCAUUCAUGACAACUCCGAGGGAUCUGGAUUUGGCAGCAUUUUGGACCCGCUGUCUUUCUCUGCCAUAAAGACCAAUCGCCUUCCGCCUGUUAAAAGCACCCCGCAAGCUCCAGCACUGGGGGAGAGACUAAGACGAUCUCCCCUUUAAGAGUGUAGUCUAAUGUUGUAUUUGUGUUCCUAACUGGACAUGCGAUUUUGUAGUAACUUUAUUUUUUAAAAUUUGUUCUUUUAGUCAAAUUAUCUUUUUGUGUGUGUGUCACAAAUGAACACUGUUGUAACACAGCAGACAUGAGAUGUUGAGCAUUUCGUCCACAUGAAAGGUUCCUUUGAGCCUUUUUCAGCAUUAUAUCAGUCAGCAUAACCUUUGCAACGGCACUUACACGUUGUUGUACAAUGAAUUAUGAUCUCGUAAAGUAUUGUUUUAGCAUCAUUCUUUCCUCAGAUAAAAGACUGUUCCUGCGAGCUGGACCCAAAAUGUACAGUAAAGUGUCAAAGACGUUCUUGGAACAACCUCCAGGCUCGUCUCGUGUUCGCCUGUCAAACUUCCUCUUCCUCUAUGUCUGUCUCUCUUGCUGUGCGCCGUCUUGUUAAAGCUGAGGUAAGACAUGACAAGCUGCCAAGAAUAUCUGCUCGACAUUAAGUUAGGUGAAAUGAAUCGCAUCUGGAGAGCGUACAUCUGGAGAGCGAAAGGAAGAGAUGCUGGAACAGUUGAGUUUUGGCCUGGAAACCGCAAACCCUGCUCGGCUGCGGUGCACCCUCACGUGAGCUGGCUGACUGAGAACUGAACCUGACAGGAUUACGUUGAGUUCUUCAUAAGCUGCCUCUGAGAUUUGUUUCCAAACUGAUGAGAUUAUUGUAAGUUGUGAGUCUCUGGGAGACCAAGCCAGUUGGUCUCUGUAUAGUAAAUGGCUGGUACAGUAUUUAACUUUCUUACUCACUUUUUUUUUUUUUGUCAAGAGUUAGAUGGGAAGAUUGUUACAAUUCUCAUUUUUGUCAAUAUGAAGCUACAGCCAGGAACUUCUUAGUUUAGCUUAGCUUAGCAUAAAGACUUAAAACCAGGGGAAACGGCUAGCCUGCCACUGCCGACCUCAUGAUGACAACCGUGCUGCGUUCACGUCAUAUAAUUCGGACUAAAAUAAUGAGCAACGGAGUGGAAAAAACGAUUUAAUUUUAGCCUGUGCUACUGUAAAGCUCAGAGAUGGAGAUUUUAGGAAAAUUUCCCACUUAAUAAAAAGAACAUACGUUCAGAAAAAUUGGAAAGGUUUCUGCAAUACAACCAACAAUCAAAUCGGAUAAUCCAUUUUGCUCAUUUAAAGGCAGUUUUAGUUAUGAUAAUGAGCCAGAAAGCUUCACAACUAAAGUAGCUUAUAGAAACCUAUCUUGAUAUUUGAAAAGCUGAUGAAGCUGAUUCUGUCGUUCAGUUUUCCUGUAUAAUGGAGGGUCAGGUCUACUGAUGUACGCCUACAUUUUAAAUAGCUUUCCUGUUUUUGUGUCUUGUGCAUGUUUCAUUUGCUUUUUAAAGUGAACAGGGUUCUGGUGUGAUUUGUUGUUUUAUUUGUACUCAGCAGAUAUUCGUGAUGAUUGUUGAAGUAAGAUUAAAGUCUUAAUAACAAAGGGA
Scophthalmus maximus (turbot) is the source of this 3727-nucleotide messenger RNA. RefSeq names its product collagen alpha-1(XXVI) chain (gene col26a1). NCBI's taxonomy places the organism in Eukaryota, Metazoa, Chordata, Actinopteri, Pleuronectiformes, Scophthalmidae. The record is from RefSeq and is a predicted model, not a curated record. The transcript has 14 exons. The coding region runs from base 935 to 2257 and encodes 440 amino acids. Gene Ontology annotation, molecular function: protein binding.